Messenger RNA from Eruca vesicaria subsp. sativa (arugula), 1587 nucleotides. The record is from the annotation of a GenBank genome assembly. Lineage: Eukaryota; Viridiplantae; Streptophyta; Magnoliopsida; Brassicales; Brassicaceae.
CUCACAUACUCUCUAAUGGCUAACAUAAAACUUCUUUACCAUUACUUCAUAAGCCACUUUUUCAAGCUCUGCUUGCUCCCAUUAGCAGCACUUGUGGCCACUAGAGCAUCAAGCCUAACCCAAGAAAAUUUCCAAAAUCUCUGGUUCCAUUUCCAGCACAACCUCCUAACCCUAACCAUUUUCUUUUGGGUUUUCAUUCUCGGGUCAACCAUCUACUUCUUGACCCGACCUAGACCUGUUUACCUCGUCGACUACUCCUGCCAUCUUCCUCCUGCGCAUCAAAAGAUUACAGUCCAAAAGAUCAGAGAUAAUAUCAACAAGAACCUAGAAAUAAAUCCUUCUCUGAGAUCACUGGGCGAGGAUUCGUCGUUAGACUUCUUUUAUAGGGUUCUUGAACGUUCAGGUCUGGGGGAGGAGACCUACAUUCCAGACGCACUUCAUAGCGUCCCACCUCUCCAGACCAUGGCGGCUGCACGUGAGGAGACUGAACAAGUCAUCUUCGACGCCAUUGACAAUCUCUUAGCCAACACUAAAGUCAACUCACGCGAUAUCAGUAUAAUCAUCCUGAACUCAAGCACGUUUAACCCAACUCCUUCGCUCUCAGCGAUGGUUGUGAACAAGUACAAGCUUAGGAGCAACAUCAAAAGUAUCAACCUUGGCGGAAUGGGCUGCAGCGCAGGCGUCAUUGCCAUCGAUCUUGCUAAGGACUUGUUGCAAGUCCAUAAGAACACUUAUGCUCUUGUGGUGAGCACAGAGAAUAUCAGCCGCAACGCGUACGCAGGUGACAACAAAUCUAUGAUUGUCGCCAACUGCUUGUUUCGUCUUGGUGGAGCUGCGAUCUUGCUCUCUAACAAGCCGGGAGACAGAAGACGUUCCAAGUAUAAACUGCUCCACACGGUUCGGACACACACCGGAGCAGAUGACAAAUCUUUUAGAUGUGUGCAACAAGAAGAUGAUGACAAGGGCAAAACCGGAAUCUCAUUGACCAAAGAUAUAACCUCUGUUGCUGGGAGAACCAUUACCAAAAACAUAGCCACUUUGGGUCCAUUGGUUCUUCCCGUGAGCGAGAAGCUCCUCUUUUUCAAGACUUAUAUACGCAAGAAGUACUUGGACGACAAGAUUAAACACUAUGUUCCGGAUUUUAAGCGUGCUAUUGAUCAUUUCUGUAUCCAUGCGGGUGGGAGAGCUCUGAUUGAUGAGCUUGAGAAAAAGUUGGGACUAUCACAAGUAGACGUAGAGCCAUCAAGAUCAACUUUGCAUAGAUUUGGUAAUACUUCAUCGAGCUCUAUUUGGUAUGAGCUGGCUUAUACGGAGGCCAAAGGUAGGAUGAAGAAAGGGAACAAAGCUUGGCAGAUUGCUUUAGGUUCAGGUUUUAAGUGUAACAGUGCUGUGUGGAUGGCUUUACGCAAUGUCAACCCUUCGGUUAAUAGUCCUUGGGAACAUUGCAUUGACAAAUACCCGAUUAAGCUUGAUCUUUGAUUCUCUCAAAGUUAAUAAGGUUGAUCUCCAAUAUGCAUGAUCGCUCCACUUGUUUCUCUUCCUUUAUGAUAUGUUGGUGAGUCUAUGUUUCCUCUUGUUCGUUGUUGA